Molecule: messenger RNA, 4642 nt
Organism: Aplysia californica (California sea hare)
Lineage: Eukaryota; Metazoa; Mollusca; Gastropoda; Aplysiida; Aplysiidae
Product: DENN domain-containing protein 11
Exons: 9
Coding region: 6-1310 (434 amino acids)
Cellular component (GO): cytoplasm
Source: RefSeq, a predicted model, not a curated record
ACAAAAUGGCUACAGAUGAGAAAGUUCCACUUCUCAAUGAUGAUGUUGACGAUGUGCCCCAGUACUCCUCACGGAAUCUUGUCCCACAUUCAUUGGGACCACAUCCAGAAAUUGACAAAUUGACGAUUACUGCGAGUACCAGUGGUCUCUCAAUUGCAGAAAAGGACUCAAUUGUCGCCAUAUUUGUCGUUGCGUUUGACACAAGAUCUGGUAACAUCAUAGAGUGGUGUGUUCCAGAGGAUACAGACUUGGAUGGUGUGGAGUUCAAAGCUAUGACCAGCGGUUCCCAUACGCUGGACAGUGAUUUCGUGUACUUUCGCAAAGAGAAUCUCUUUGGUUUAUCUUGUUUUGAAAACAUGAAGGUUGAGAGCGAAAUAGAAAGAGGAGCUCGUAUGAAGUCUGUAGGCAUUCUGGCUCUGUCAUACACUACGUUAUACAGGCAUAUGCAGUUUUUAGAGACGCAAGUCAGACAUCAGCUAGAGACCCCUGGCAACUACUCUCAGUUGCUGGCUUUCUACAACGACAGGAAGGGUAUUCUUCCCUAUGACCAGACAUCAGAAACCUUGCGUGCUUCUCCUGUACCUUCCACCUCCUCCACUCCUGUGAGAGAACUCCUACCAGAAAUGAAAAUAACCCAUCCAGCUGGAUGUUUCAAUCAGUUCAUCAAGUUUUUUGGGGAGCAGAUCUUUGUUCUGUGGAAGUUUGCUUUGUUACAACGGCGGAUCAUAUUCUUCUCCCCUCCUCCUAUUGGAGUGGUGUGCUACAGAGUGUACUGCGCCUGUUGCCUGGCCAACCAUUCUAUCAUGAACCUUAACUGCAUCGAGCUGAAGCCCCACUUCUACGUCAAUGUGGCUGACAUUGAGGCCCUGGAAAAUGAGGUCUCCUUUGUUGCAUGUACAACGGAGAAGAUUUUUGAGUCAAAGACACAUCUGUACGAUAUAUACGUUGACAACCAGAUGGUGAGGACGUCCUCAAUAGCUCUCCGAGAUCUACUCAAAGUCAGUGAUGCAGACAGAGAAAAGCUGACCAAGCUCAAUAACCAGAGAACAGCUCACAAAUUCUCUGCCGAUGAGUUGGGGGAGGAAGCCAAUGAAGAGGAGGUUAUCACCAGUUUCUUCACAGAGAUGAACGAACGGCUGUUUCAAACAUUGCUGGACAUCUCCCAGUCUCAGGAUCGUCAGCUGACCUCUGAUCAUAUGAAGAGCAUCGGCCUUGACCCCAUUGGUGACCGCGCCUUCCUCAUGGAGCUGGUGGAGCAUUAUGGGAUUGAUGUGGUGCUCAUGGUGGACAACCCAUGCUGCCCCAAGUAAAGACAAAGUUGUUAAAAUGAUAAGGGAGAGUUUUUCCGGCUUAGUUUUUAAAAAAAAUGCAUUUUGUUUGUUAUGAUAUGUUAAAGGUCAUGGUGAUGGGACUGAGUCUGGUCGAUGAAGGAGCUGCUACUGCCUGAAUAGAAAAUGAUGAUGCAGGCGUUACCAACUUUGAAUUUGAUUGUGUCUUGAUGUUGAGACUAGUUAUACAAUGAUUUGGUUCAUUAGUGGAUUCAGGAUUCAAUCCUUGCUGUCUGAAUAGAAAACAGUCAGACGUGUUGCUCAGACUUGUUCUUUUUCUUUUUUUUUUUCUUUUCAUAUUUGACAUGGAGUUCUGAGGUCAUAGAAUUGAGUGUGCUCACAGAGUCAGUUUUUUUAAGUUUACCUCAUUGGGAUUGUCUGGUGAGACAUUUGGAAUUCUAGAAGUUUCAGGAACGCGCAUCACAGACUCACAGGCCAGUUGUUGUAAUAACAUAUUGCUCCUAACAUCAUAUACGCAUCUUCAGUUCCUGUUUCCUUGUCCCACACACAGAUAUAAUGAUAAUCCAGUGAAAAUUUCUUCUCUGUUGCCUGUGUUUGGUGUGUUUCUUUGUUUCUGAUUAUUUUAUAAUGGGUUUUUUUUUUGGUUUUUUUAACUGGACAGCCUAUGUAUGGCUUUAUAAAUGCUUGUGGUUUGAUUAGAGAACGAUUUAUGUGUACUGGAAAGAAGACAAGCCUAGCCUUCAAUUCACCUCUGCUACGGUUGUUCUUACUUUGAUUUGGCUGUGGACGAUGUUGAAGAUUUGAGGUAAAGAAAAACUUUCAUAUGUUCUAUAAUAUGUGUGGACUGUAUGUGGGUUGUGUAAACACAGCGGAGUGUGUGCCUGGUAUGAAUAAUCAAACUCUAUUGUCGGAUAUUGCCUUAAUAUAAUUGUGUUCCAAUUAUUUUCGACUUAUAUUGGAAAUAUUUGCUCAAGUCUUUUUUUCAUCAUCCACCAUUCUGAGAACUGAUUCCAAAAAGAUUUAAGUUGAAAUAGAAAGGAAAGUACCGUAUUUCAAACUGUAUAUUGCUUUUUUUUGGAACAAUGUAUGACAUAACCUACCAGAACAAUGUUUACCAGUUAUUAUUUUCAGGUAUCUUUUGUGUAUUGUAGCUCUUUAAAAAUGCUAUGUUUAUUGUAGAAAACGUCAUGUCAACAUAUCAAAUAGUGACGAAUAUUUUAUAGCGCGUAGGACAUCUUAUAGCUGCUUGUCACUGGGUCUCAACAGUUUGCUUAUGGAAUUAUAUGAAAAAGCAUAGAGUUCGUAUUGGCAAUACGUAAGAGCCUUGUCAUCAGACUCAGAAUCUCUAUAUCAGAAUCCACUGUUUUGUUUGUUUUAUUGUUUCAGGAUGUGUUGUGAUUUUAUUUGUGUUUGGCUUUAUUUUCUUUCUAUGUAUGUUGUAGUUUAGUUGUUUUGUUGGAGGAUUUGAGCCUGGAUUUCAAGCUGAAUAAAAAUGAAGUUCUGGGACUUUUAUUCCAACUGUUUGUAGCAGCAUUGAUAAAUAAAUGGUGUGAAAUCUUCUCUUCAUAUUAAAUCCCCUUGGAUUGCAGUUGUGACAUACCAAUGUAUGUGAAAUUAUUGUCCAGUACAAAUAAUACUCAUGAUUAUUUGAAGAAACAGUUUUUAGAAGAGACAGUGAAAUUUCUGUCAAUUUAUACAUUUUAAUAACUGCAAAUUCUUUUGAUAAUUACAACAAAAGAAAUACUCAGAAUCAUUAAUUUUCUGUCAUGAUGUUCUUGUCUUCAAGUAAUGAAAAAGUGGGUUUGUGAUACCCAGUCUGAUCCUAAGUGCUAGUAGCCCGGACUGUGUUGUAUUGUUUUAAACUUUAUUUUACAGUUUCUGUUAAAAGAAUGAAGAAUGAAUAAUAGCAUCAGUUAAUAUUUUUCUGCUGUGAGUUUCAUUUUGAUCCUUUACCUAUGUUUAGGUGAGAACUUAAUCAAUAUUUGAAAGAAUUCCAAGUAUACUUAUAUCAAAAUUAAAAUCUUCUGUGAAUGUUCCCCUAGUCUGUCAGAACACAUUUUGCUCUAUGAAAUAAUUAUCAAAAUGAGCUUCCCGUGUGUUAAAAAGAAUCAAAUUAAUUAAUGGCUUUAGAGAUCAAGUUUGUUUGGAGUGUUAGUGUUAGUUUAGGAUUGUCAUCGGAUUGCCUGUACCAUUGCAAAGCCAGGAGUUGAAUGUUAUUUUUUCUUUGAAGUUAUACACUUGACAUGUUGAAUUUAUGUUUUAAGAUUGGUUGUGAAUGUUUGCUGAUGUUGGGAAAAACAAAUUCAAGUCUUAAGUCUUGGUCAGUUAUUUUGGCAUUUCAAGCUUCAGGAAUCUGAAUCAGGCUUUGUGUUUUUAGUCUGCUCAGAUUUUUAUUUUUUUUAGUUAUGUGUGUGGGCUAAGAGUACCUUUAACUGCUGAUGUGCUUAAAUUAUCUCAUUUUUUAACUUUAUUUUAUACAAAUGUUUAUCUCAGUGUGAGAAUUGAAGAUUUUGAAUUUAGUUGUUGAAUGUCACCAUCUGUUUGAGUUUGUUGAAGUAUGUUAGUAUUCAAUUUGCUUUCUGUGUAACUAAGAAAUCGUCGCUAUUGUGUAUCUAGUGGCUUUACUAAUGCGAUUCUUUGUCCUCACAGAUUACAGGUCUUACAAAUUUUGUGAAAGUUGUGUGGUUUGACACUCUCUUUACUUUUCUGAAAUGAUGGCGGUGUAGUCUCAGCUACAUCUGAGCAUGUCAAGCCCAGGCAGGUGAAACCCAAUUUCCCAUUGUUUGAGAUCUUGGGUGGGAUUUUUUCUUUAUUUUUUUCUUUGUAUUUUUCUUAGAUAUGGAGCUCAAACAAAAGUAUGAAAAUAUACAGUUUGAUAAAUCUUGUUCUAUGAGGGUGAUCAAAUAUAGGAUUGAUGAGCCAGUGAUUAAGCUUUGGUUAUCUCUUACCCUGACUCUGGCCUGUGGCAAAAGUAGGAACUGUUGUGAGAAUUAUCAUACAGUGCAGCCUCUCUAUACUGACAUACUUUAUAUAUAGCGACACAGGGUCUAGGUCCCGAUUAAACUCACUAUAAAGACAUAAUGUGAGUAAAACCCAUGUAUAGCGACGUCGAUAUGGUGAUAAUUAACAACUUGAAAUUGACUGUGAAGACAAUAUUUCUGGUCCAAUGAAAACGCUUGCUUUUCGACCAGUGAAAACGCAUGACAAGCCGACCAAUGAUAUUCACUCCCCUCAGGGCCUGUCGUCGGGUAUAAGAGACAGCGCUAUUGACCCGCUAUCAGUAUCUCUGAUCGCUAGUCACCAAAAAUCAUCACGAUGUCUCUGUUUAUAAACAAACUUUAAAAAAAAAAAAA